This is a messenger RNA of Equus quagga, 1238 nucleotides long. It is a transcript of the gene MCEMP1, whose product is annotated as mast cell expressed membrane protein 1. Bases 45 to 626 code for a protein of 193 amino acids. The transcript has 7 exons. The record is from RefSeq and is a predicted model, not a curated record. Lineage: Eukaryota; Metazoa; Chordata; Mammalia; Perissodactyla; Equidae.
CACCUUCCGGUGGGUGGGGAUGUGUGUGGACAACUUGGUGCGCCAUGGAGGCUGAGGAAAUCUACAUGAACCGGGAGGUCAAGAUGCAGGCGGCAGCCUUCAAAGAGAAACGGGGGGCCCCAGCCAAUAAAGGUGCAGGUGACCCCAACUAUGAAAAUAUUGUCUUGAACUUCAGAAACCGGGACCAGCCAAAGAGUGCCCAUUCAUCGCCCAAGAAUCAGGUCCCCUCCCGGUCCAGGUCACUCUUGAAGUCUUCCCAGGUCCCCCACUGGUUACACACAGCCCUCCUGAGCCUGUACAUUCUCCUCACCCUGGUCUGCAUCAUUCUCUUGGCCUUGAUCCUGGUGAAGAAUUUGGAGACAAGCCAGGAGCUGCUGCACUUGAAAAGAGAGCUCUCCAACGUCUCCCUCUUGGUGCAACAGUGCCAGGAGGAACAGAAGCUGAGCAGGGAAGACAUCCUGAAGAACAUCAUAGCGGUCAAGAAGAACAUCGGCAUGGUCCAGGACAAAGUCCAGCACAUGAAUGACAAUCUGAAGGGCCUGUCAAAAGAUGUAAGUAACAUCACGACGAACGUAAAGAAAAUCUUUGGGGAGCUGGAGAAGCAGGCAAACAAGCCCACACCUUGAUCAAUGACAUCAAAGCCCUGGCUGCCACAUGGAGGAUGGGGCGGUGCCUUCCCUUGAAGAUGGAAAAUGGGGGCCCCAGCCUGGUCUGAACCUGUUCUUCAUUCCCACAUAUAAAAAAAUCACGUGUCAUGGUGAAUGCGUGUUGUCGAGUUGUGGAAUUGCGUGUGUGCCUGUGUGCGUGUGUAGGGUGGUUAGCAUUUCAUGGAGGGCGAGCAUUUUGGUGCGUCCCACAGGAAGGGGUCAUGGGUACAUAUUAAAUGCAGGAGUCACAGCGAGUGUGGGGGCGUAUUGUGUGUAUUGUGAUGUGUUGUGAGUGUAAUGCACAUCACGGUGGGUGGCUGUGUCACCACAAAGAUAAGUCACUGUGAGUGUGGGUGCUGGCAACGUGUGUUGCCCUGUCGGUGUAAAUACACAAGUGUCCUGUAGUAUGUUGUAUGUACAAAUGUGUCAUGGCGGAGGUGUGUGUGGAGCACACUGUAAGAAUGUAUCGCUGUAACUGUGGGUGUCAUGGUGUGUCAUUACCCGUUCCCGCACGAAUGAAUAUGUGUCAACGUGAGUGAGCCUGAUUAUAUCACUGAGGGUGUUUAGAGCAUGUACACGUGUGUGUCUAUG